Drosophila virilis is the source of this 4834-nucleotide messenger RNA. Lineage: Eukaryota; Metazoa; Arthropoda; Insecta; Diptera; Drosophilidae. The record is from RefSeq and is a predicted model, not a curated record.
AAACCUGUAAAAACUAAGUAAAGCAAAAUAAAAUUAGUUACAUUAGUUACAAAUCCAAACAACGUUCAUUCAAUUAACUAUUUAAAUAACUUCUCUUAAUGCGUACAAAAUAAACAACUUGACCGAAAAUUACAUUUAAAUUAAUAUUAAAAUUUGAUAAAUUGCAGAAAACACGAAAAUUAGUUUUCAGCCAUUGGCGCUCGAGUUUUAAGUUUAAUUAGUUUAAGUUUUCUUACUUUGCAUAUUUUUGUAUUAUUAUUGAGCCAUAAAAAGAGCGAAGCAACAAUACGUGAGUUGCAAUACCCUUUGAAUUGUGUGUUCGCAAUAAUUAUUUUUAAUUUUGUUCUUAAGUCAAGAAUUGUAAACUUUUUUGUUUUAAAUUGUGCUAAAAACUCGACUAUGCGGUGCUCAAUAAUCUCAGGAGUCAGGCAAUUAGCUCAGGCCAAUUACAUCAACAGCUCUAGCUGUAAGGGACGAUGUCCUACAACGAUUUCUUAAAUUCACCGAGAUGUUUGGCUGCUUAAAGAGUGAGUUUCGCGCUAUAUCAAUUUAUUUUACCCCUUCAUCCAUCAUUUGUCAUAUUAUAGCGUUUUUGCUUUCAUCAAUCAUGCAACGCUUUCGUGUCGGAAAUGUAUUAUUUGUUUUCAUCUAAGCAACAAGUUUUUGUGCUGCAUACCCCAAAAAGGAAACGAGUUUUUAUGCCCCAGCAGAGAGUAUUGCACUGCCGACGUGCUGCACCGAGAUUGAAGUCAACAAUCCAUUGGCACCGGUUGUGCGGGAGCACCAAUGAAGACAGCCGGAGGCAGCAUGCCGAUGUCAGGUCACCGCAGUCAGGCGCACCGCACCAAUUGCGGUAAUUGAGCUAAUGACUAAAUAAGGCGGAUGGUUCAGCUGGAGACAAAGCCAGUCCUUAGCACAAGACACGGACACACAUCACGCAUACGCAGCGUGCCACAUGCAAUAUUUAUCUGCAGCAGCAACAGCAGCAACAGCAUCAGCUGCAGCAACCUUCGGCCCGUAGAAAAACUCGUAAAUUUGGCAUAAACCGUACACAGAGAGCCAGAGCCAUAGCCGGUGCCGACAUGGAGACCAUUAUGUCAACAUUUCCCACGCUGACAUCGGACGAUGGCAGCCUCUGGAUAACUAGCGCCCUCUCCGAGAUGCUCACCAGCAGCAGCAGCAACAGCAGCGAGGCGGCACAGAACGCAACGCUCGUUGCAGCAGCAGCGGCAACAACAACAACAGUCGCAGCGGCAGCGGCAGCGGCAGCUGCAAAUGCUUCAACAGCAGCCACAGCGAAUGUUACCAAAGUUCAUGACAAGCAUUCGCAUGCUGUGAAUGACAGCGAGACAGAUCUGAGUGCAUAUCCCGGCUAUAUACACUAUCGCGACAAAUACGAUCUGGACUAUAUAGCAAAGGUGAAUCCGUUUUGGCUGCAAUUCGAACCACCUGGCACUAGCUCGUUCUACAUCAUGGCCGGACUUUACUGCCUCAUCUCGGUGGUGGGCUGCUUUGGCAAUGCGUUUGUCAUCUUCAUGUUCGGCAGCCGCAAAUCGUUGCGUACACCGGCCAAUAUACUGGUCAUGAAUCUGGCCAUAUGCGAUUUCCUGAUGCUGAUCAAGUGCCCAAUUGCCAUCUACAAUAACAUACAAGAGGGUCCGGCCCUGGGCGACAUGGCCUGUCGCAUCUAUGGAUUUGUGGGCGGACUCAGCGGCACCUGCGCCAUUGGAACACUGACGGCCAUCGCUCUGGAUCGCUAUAAUGUGGUGGUGCAUCCGCUGCAGCCGCUGCGCCGCUAUUCGCGCCUGCGAUCCUAUCUGAUCAUCAUACUGAUCUGGUGCUAUAGUUUUCUGUUUGCCGUGAUGCCCGCCCUGGAUGUGGGUCUGUCUGUCUAUGUGCCGGAGGGCUAUCUGACGACCUGCAGCUUUGACUAUCUCAACAAGGAGACGCCGGCACGCAUCUUUAUGGCGCUCUUCUUUGUGGCCGCCUACUGCAUACCCUUGAUCUCGAUUGUCUACUCCUACUUCUACAUACUGAAGGUGGUCUUCAUGGCGAAUCGCAUACAGUCCAACAAGGAUAAGGCCAAAACCGAGCAGAAACUCACGUUUAUAGUGGCUGCCAUUAUUGGCCUGUGGUUCAUUGCCUGGUCGCCCUACGCAAUUGUCGCCAUGAUGGGCGUCUUUGGCCAGGAGCAGCACAUCACGCCGCUGGGCUCCAUGAUACCUGCGCUCUUCUGCAAAACGGCCGCCUGUGUGGAUCCCUAUCUGUAUGCCGCUACGCAUCCCAGAUUUCGUGUUGAGGUUCGUAUGCUCAUGUAUGGGCGUGGCGCUUUGCGGCGCGUGUCCACCACACGCUCCACCUAUAUGACACGCUCCUUCACGCACCGCAUGCGCCACACAUCCGGCGAUGGCGAGAACCGCGCUGAUCCCUACACUUUGAACAACAACCUAAUGAUGGUGCCCGAGGAAACGGAGGAGAACGACGAGAUAAUCGUUGUGGCCGAAAUCAAUAAUUCCACCUCGAUAGCUAUGGAACAGAGUAAGUUCUAAAGAAGCUUGCCACAUCAAUUGGUUGACGGCCGAAAGAGGUAAUCAAUAUUUUUCUACUACUUUUAUUGAUAAUACUAUGUAGAGAGAGGGGGGAGAGUGGGAGGGAGACAGGGCAAAACGUGAUCAAAUGUAGAAUAGUAUAUGACCGUAAACAAGAAUUUUAAGUGGCCGAGCUUAAAAAAUCGAGUUAUUAUUCUGUUUAUAUAUUUGCAAUCAAAUUAACAUAUAAUAUAGAACAUUUUAAUUAAAUUAAAUUAUUAAUGUUAGUAGAGCUUGCUUUAACUAAUUAAGCUCGCAUUUGCCCUUUAAAGGAGACUCGGAAGUCGGGAAGUAAAUAUUCCAUAUUUCCAAAAUUAAUCAAAUAAGCUCAUAUUAAAGAUGUCGCAGUUGAAUAUUUUGCAAAUAUGCUCAGCUAUUGUGUUUCACCUGAAAUUGCGCUAGAUUUCGAUUCAAAAGAAACACGAAAUGAGAAACCAGCCCGUUGUAUUAUUUAGCAUUAAUGGCAGCCGCCGUUUUUGUCGUGUUUCUCUGCCGAGCAAAGCAAUUAUAACCAACUAAUAGAUAUACAUAUAAAUAUAUAUGUGUAUAAAUUCCCAUUCCAUGCAAACAUAAUACAACAAUAAACAAAAUUCUUAUGGGGCGCAUGGGCAUGGCAACGAAGUGAUAGAAAACAUGUUAAAUGAGCUUAACGAAAAUGUUUCCGAGUAAAAUGCUUAAGUGAGUAUUUAGUAUAUGCUAAGGCCAUGUAUGAGCAAAACCUUAAGCAGGUGCUCGUUAUGUCUAGUUAAUAAGUAUCUACUAAUUAGUUAUGUAUAGGUACAAGCUAAAAUGUAUCUUGUGGAUACUUGCGAGUCUGAUACGUACUAUCAGGGAAAGUCUAACUAAUCCUACCACACAAUGUAGGCACUUGAGAAAAAUAAACCUACACAAUACAUGUGUACAUGCGUAUGCGUACAUGCGUAUGCUUACAUGCGUACAUGCGUACACAUAGACAUGUACACAUGUAUUAUGUACAUUUGUUCGCGGCAUGUAUCGAAAUUAAUUUGUGUCAAAGUGUCACAUUUCAUCAAGAAACCUAACUCAAAUUAUUCAAUUAAUGUCACAAUUGGAAAUGCCUUAAAGGCCGAUAAGCAUAUUAAGAUUUGUAAGCGAAUCAAUAAUAUAUUUAUGUAUUUAUUUAAAUGCAAAUAAUAAUGCCGCAUAUGAUCAUAUUGUGCAGUAGUUGAAAUCGUAAUGCAAAUUUUAUGUAUAAAUGCAGAUAUGCAAAUAUUUGUGUGCAUAUAUUUAAGUACAAAUAAAUACAUAUGACAAUGCAAUUGAUAUUGUUAUACACUUCAUAUUUACAAUUUUGACUAAAAGUACAGCAAAUUUAUAGAUGUCUAAACUAACUGUUUGUUUUAGCAAAAGGACCUCGACCAGGUCUUUAACGGAGUACUUGUACCUAAAGAAAUAAAACCAAUUUAAUGAAAGCCAUUUAAGCUAUGAAAUUGAAUCUAAAUAUUUGUAAGCGGCAAUAUUAUACGAAUUUAUACCCUUUAAGUGUUUUCUGCUUAAAUUUACAUAUACAUAUUUAUAUAGCUGUAUAUAUAUAGAUGUCAUCUAGUAAAUAAGUACAUAAUAUAGCUAUAUCUUUGAUGUAGUCACAACAAGAGAACAAUAGUAAAAUAUGCUAAAAGAGACCUGAAAAAAUUGUAAUUACACGAGCAAAAGUGAGGCCAAAGGUUAGUCGAUGUCUAAAUACCCUAACAAAGCUUUUUCUAUUAUUCCAUAAGUUGCCGAGAUUUGAAUGGAAAAUAAGUAGAAAAUCUUGCAUCGUUUUGAGGCGCUUUACUUUCGGGCAUAUCGAAGAGAGUUUUUUUUUUUAUUUUUAAUUAAAACUGUUAUCAUUAAUCAAAAAGCCAAUAUGCCAGCUGCAAGAUUAUUUCGAAGAGGCAUAAAAAAAAGCCUUUGUAACAACCGCACGUGUAUUUCCAUGUUUUUCCUAAAGAGAACAAUGAAACGACACAGCUGCAUCGAAUAUUUGCUGCAACUGUCCGCAAAUGCAAAAAAUAAUGAAAAGAAAAGAAAAGCCAAACAAAUAAAUGCAAGCUAAAACAAAAAGAAACAUCUAAUUAGCAUAUUUUAAAAUGCACUCUGCCCGGCUUUGUGCAUGUGCUUAAGUUUUUGUUGAACUUGACGAAACCUAAUUUGUAUUUAUACAAUAUGCUUACCAUAUGCUUAUGCUUGUAUCUCUUUUUUUUUUCUGAACUUAAAGCGUUUAUAAACGAAUAAAUGUAUUAAAUAAA